Melanotaenia boesemani (Boeseman's rainbowfish) is the source of this 9056-nucleotide messenger RNA. It is a transcript of the gene atrn, whose product is annotated as attractin. The record is from RefSeq and is a predicted model, not a curated record. The coding region runs from base 224 to 4396 and encodes 1390 amino acids. Gene Ontology annotation, molecular function: protein binding. Gene Ontology annotation, cellular component: Golgi apparatus. NCBI's taxonomy places the organism in Eukaryota, Metazoa, Chordata, Actinopteri, Atheriniformes, Melanotaeniidae. The transcript is spliced from 29 exons.
UUCUGGGUGUCAAUAUGCGGCUUGGUGCGGUGCUGGGAAACAGAACCACUGGAAAGAUGUAAACCAAGUGACCAGCGAAGACCACCGCCAACAGACAAGCUUACAAAGAGGGAGACGGUAACUUCUGUUUGGAUAAACGGAACCACGUUAACGGUGGGCUCGUCGGGUCGUUGUCCCCGAAGCAGCGGAGCGCUUGCCUCAAGCAGCCAUCUUUUGUGAGAGAAUGUACGGGGCGACGCGGUGGGCCUGCUCGGGCUCUGGCCGGGGCCGGAGCUUGUUGAUGCUCACGACUGCGCUCCUGCUCCCGGCUGUCGUGCUGCUCUCCGGGCUGCCCGGUGUCACCGAGGCGAAGGAAUGCGACAAACCGUGUUUGAACGGACAGUGUAACACCGCCACGGGCAGCUGUGUGUGUUUCCCCGGCUGGGUUGGGGACCAAUGCCAGCACUGCGGAGGGCGAUUCAGACUGACGGGACCCUCUGGUUAUCUGACUGAUGGUCCAGGAAACUACAAGUACAAGACCAAAUGCACCUGGCUUAUUGAGGGACAGCCCAACACCAUUCUGCGAUUGCGGUUCAACCACUUUGCCACCGAAUGCAGCUGGGACCACCUCUACGUGUACGACGGUGACUCCAUUUAUGCUCCCCUUCUGGCUGCCUUCAGCGGCCUGAUUGUUCCUGAGCAGUAUGGCAAUGAGACGGUUCCUGAGGUGGUGUCUCAGUCUGGCUACGCCCUGUUGCACUUCUUCAGUGAUGCUGCCUACAACCUGACUGGCUUCAACAUUUCCUACAGGGUGAACACGUGUCCUAACGACUGCUCCGGCCGAGGCGAGUGUCGCGUGGGAAACUCCACCAGUUUGGUUUACUGCGAGUGUGAAGUCAACUGGAAGGGGGAAGCCUGCGACGUCCCCUACUGCCCGGACAACUGCAGCUACCCAGACAGAGGGCGCUGCCAGGACAAGACCUGCGUCUGUAAAGGUGGAUGGCAAGGUCCAGACUGCUCGGUGUCUGUUCCUGCUAACUCCUCCUUUUGGAGCCGGGAGGAGUAUCCCGAAGCCGGUUUGGCCCGGGCUUCCCACAAGGCCGUACUGGAUCAGGGCAUCAUGUGGGUUGUUGGAGGCUACGUCUUCAACGCCUCGGACUAUCACAUGGUGAAAGCGUACAACCUCAGCAGUAAAACCUGGCAGGCCCUCAACCCCGCUGUUAACAUUGUCACACCACGAUACGGCCACUCGCUAGCUCUGUAUGAGGGGAAGAUCUACAUGUAUGGAGGAAAGAUCGACACCACAGGCAACGUGUCGAGCCAGCUGUGGGUCUUCCACAUCCAGAACCAAAGCUGGGUCCUCCUAAGCCCCCAUGUCAAGGACCAGUACGCUGUGGUGGGACACUCGGCUCACAUUGUGCCUCCCACCCAGGAAGGGGACAGUCCUGUGAUGCUGGUCCUGUUUGGACACUGUCCUCUGUAUGGUUACAUCAGCCAGGUGCAGGAGUACGACAUUAUUUCGAACACUUGGAGCGUUGUGAGCACAGUCGGCGCUCUGGUCCAAGGCGGCUACGGCCACAGCAGCGUUUUUGACCCCGGCACCAGAGCCAUCUACAUCCACGGAGGCUACAAGGCCUUCAGCGCCAACAAGUACGGCCUAGCAGGAGACCUGUACAAGUUUGACGUGGACAAGAGGAAAUGGACCAUCCUGAGAGACAGUGGCUUCUUCCGCUACCUUCACACGGCGGUGAUCGUGAGCGGCACGAUGCUGGUGUUUGGUGGAAACACCCACAACGACACGUCCAUGAGCCACGGCGCCAAAUGCUUCUCCUCUGACUUCUUGGCCUACAGUUUGGCAUGCGAUGAGUGGACGCCGUUGCCUCGACCGGACCUCUACCAUGACGUCAACCGCUUCGGACACUCUGCAGUCUCCAGUGGCAGUGUAAUGUACGUCUUUGGCGGCUUUAACAGCCUGCUGCUAAGUGACGUUCUGACGUACACCUCGCCCAGCUGCUCAGCCUUUUCCAGCCCCGAAGACUGCAGCGAGUCCUGGCCUGGGAUCCACUGUGCCUGGAACAGCACCCAGGAGACCUGCCUGCCCGGGGAAAUCAGCACCCCUGGUCCUGAACAUCAGCAGGUCCCAGCCUCCUGCAGCACAAGAUCAUAUGCUGAUAACGACCGGUGUGACCAGUACACAGACUGCUACAGCUGCACGGCCAACACCAACAGCUGCCAGUGGUGUUCAGGCCAGUGUGUGUCGCUGGGAAGCAACUGUACCUCUGCCACAGUAAGAAAGCCGACUCUGCUGAGGGGCAGGCUGGACGUGCACGCGUAUGAGGGGGCCACAGUGGAUUAUGAACUUUGCCCCAGAGACAACCCCUCAUACGUAUGCAACAAGAAAACCAGCUGCAAGAGCUGCGCCUUGGACCAAAACUGCCAGUGGGAUGUUCGCAACCAGGAAUGCAUCGCGCUGCCAGAGAACGUGUGCGGUGACGACUGGCAUCUGGUGGGCAACUCCUGUCUGAAGUUCCUCACAGCGAAGGAGACUUACGAUAACGUAAAGCUGGCCUGCAGGAACCACGGCGGCGUCCUGGCCUCGCUAACCACGCAGAAGAAGGUGGACUUUGUGGUGAAGGAGCUGCCAAUCAGGAGAAUGCUGCACAAGGUCACACUGACCCCCUGGGUGGGGCUGAGGAAAAUCAACGUGUCCUACUGGUGCUGGGAGGACAUUUCACCCUUCACCAACACCACUCUGCAGUGGCUGCCCGGCGAGCCGAGUGACGCUGGGUUUUGCGGCUACCUGGCCGAGCCGGCGUACAGCGGAUUGAAGGCGCAGUCCUGCAUCACCCCAGUGAGCGGCAGCCUGUGUGAACGGCCAGCCAAUCACAGUGCAAAGCAGUGCCGGACCCCCUGCGCCAUGCGCACCACCUGCAGCGAAUGCACCAGCAGCAGCUCAGAGUGCAUGUGGUGCAGCAACAUGAAGCAGUGUGUGGACUCUAACGCCUACGUGGCCUCCUUCCCCUUUGGGCAGUGUAUGGAGUGGUACACCAUGAGCACCUGUCCACCUGAAAACUGUUCUGGAUACAGAACGUGUGGACAGUGUUUGGACCAGCCGGGCUGCGGUUGGUGCACCGACCCCAGCAACACGGGCAAAGGCCAGUGCAUCGAGGGUUCCUACCGUGGGCCCUUCCAGACCUCAGUACCGGCUCCCUCCACGCUGCCCGGCGUACCAGUCAGCCCCCAGCCAGCUCUCAAUGCCAGCAUGUGCCCCAGCGAGGCCAAAUACAACUGGUCCUUCAUUCAGUGCCCAGCUUGUCAGUGUAAUGGUCACAGUCAGUGUGUCAACGAGAGCGUGUGUGAGAAGUGCGAGGACCUGACAACCGGUCGACACUGCGAGAGUUGCAUCUCCGGUUUCUACGGAGACCCGACCAACGGCGGCAGCUGCCAGCCCUGCAAGUGUAACGGCCAUGCCAGCAUGUGCAACCCCAACAAUGGCAAGUGCUUCUGUACCACCAAGGGCAUCAAAGGAGAUAAAUGCCACCUGUGUGAGGUCGAGAGUCGCUACCAAGGCAACCCCCUCAAAGGGACAUGCUACUACACGCUCCUCAUCGACUACCAGUUCACCUUCAGCCUUUCUCAGGAGGACGACCGGUACUACACCGCCAUCAACUUUGUGGCCACACCCGAGGAGCCAAGCCGGGAUCUGGACAUGUUCAUAAAUGCCUCCAAGAACUUUAAUCUGAACAUAACCUGGUCAACAAGUUUUACUGCAGGCACCCAGGCUGGAGAGGAGAUUCCCAUCGUAUCCCGGAGUAACAUCAAGGAGUUCAAAGACAGCUUCUCCAACGAGAACUUUGAUUUCCACAACAGCCCCAACAUAACCUUCUUCGUCUACGUUAGCAACUUCACUUGGCCAAUCAAAAUUCAAAUUGCAUUUUCCCAGCACAGUAACUUCAUGGAUCUGGUGCAGUUCUUUGUCACGUUCUUCAGCUGCUUCCUGUCUCUGCUGCUGGUUGCCGCCGUGGUUUGGAAGAUCAAACAAAGCUGCUGGGCGUCACGGCGACGAGAACAACUGUUGAGGGAGAUGCAGCAGAUGGCCAGCCGGCCUUUUGCUACGAUCAACGUAGCCUUGGAGACGGACGAGGAGCCGCCUGACCUGAUAGGAGGAAACGUCAAGUCGGUCCCAAAACCCAUCGCCCUUGAGCCUUGCUUUGGCAACAAAGCUGCUGUGCUCUCCAUCUUUGUUCGGUUACCCAGGGGUUCUGGCGGCAUCCCUCCUCCAGGACAGUCUGGUCUGGCGGUGGCCAGCGCGCUGGUCGAUGUUUCCCAGCAGAUGUGUGUCGGCUACAAGGAGAAGUCCGGAGGUCUGAGGAACCGUAAACAGCAGCCCACCGCACAGCCCUCCACCUGUAUCUGAGCACACCUGCUGUCCUCUUCUACCAGCACAACACCCGAUGCCCCUGCCCCCCCCUCCCCAUCAGAUCCCCCGCUCCCUGCUUGGCCCCCUCCUUCAAAGACUUCUGCCAGCUUGGCUCUGGCAGGGAGAGGUGCAUGCUGGGACGUAAGACUGUAAGGUUUUUUGUGAGGAGGCGGACUCGUCUGUCGGACUGAAGUUUCAGCGGCCUCCCUUUGAGUCCCCUCAAACUGAUCUGGACAAAAACAAAGAAGGUGGGGGGUGAGUGAGGAAGGGAGGGUGGAACUGGAGACGCUGACUCCUCCCUUCUCCCUCAAAACACAUCAAACAUUCGUUGACGCGCCUCGUUGGAGCGGAGGCGGCCACGGCUUGCUGCUAGAAGAGAUCUGUGUCUCAUAGUUUUUGAAACAUCCAGAGACUUUGCUACCCUCGAUGUUGAAGUUUUAUUUAAGUUAUUGUUGUUCUUUGUUUUGUUAUUUUGAAGAAACCAACUGGAUAAACUAAACUACACGAACACGCACUUACAGAAAGCAGCUUUCCAGCAGCACGUUUGUUCUUCCUGUAAAGAGGAUCCACCGUCGCUGGUUGCCUGGGCAGCCAAAGCCCAUCUACAGAGUCUGACGUUACUAAUCAGCCUCCGCCUGUCUCUGCAGCCAUCUGGCUGCCGAGCCGUCCGCCUUUGCUGCCCCUGCGGCGCCGCAGCGGAACUAAAAACGAGACCGCAGCACCACCUCAUCCAUGCUGAUUUGCUGGAUUGCCAACCUCAUUGAAACUUUUCCAGCUAAUUACACCUCCUGUUUCAAUGACAGCCAACAGCCCCGUGCACACAGGUAUCCACGCUGGGCUCUCACGGAGGGGAAAAAAAACAAAACAAAAAUCCUCUGAUCAUCCCUCUGCUAGUGGUGGUGGUUCAAACUCCUGUCAUACAGGCUUCCUAUAGAUGCUGAGACUCCGAUUGACUGAGGUGAUGAGGCUGAUCUGGAUAAAUCAGGGCAACAGUUCAGCUCUGUUGCCUGAGAAAUCCAUACCCUCUAAUUACUGAUUCUAUGUCCCCGAAUGCGUCACAUUUGUGGGGGCCACGAUCCCGCAGUUCAAUCCCUGAGUUAUCUACAGCCGCCCAAUUAGCCCAUCAGCGGUGGUGUGUGUUCAUAUUGACACAGCUGCAGUGGAGCUGCUAAUGCCGGCGUGUUAACGGCAUCAAGCCGACUAAGCAGAAGAGUUUGUAAGUGAGCGGCAGCAGCGCAACCAUCAGUGUCCGUUUGCUUUUUAGCACCUUUGUUAAAUGAGAGUCAUGAAUUGGGCUCUCGGUAAACCUGAGAGCUUUUGAUUCUGUUGGAAAUAAACAGAAAAAUAAAAGAAAGAAAGAAGGAAGCGCUUCAUGUUUUCUAAGAGCUGUCCUUAAACUGAUAUAUCGUCAUUUUUAUGUGAAUCUGCCUCCUCCUGCUCUGUCCACCACCCUUCACCUGAAAUCACAGCUCCCAGAAAGCAGCAUAGCUUUCUGUCAUCAGGGGGAAAAUGAGGGAAAACAGACAACACACACACACAACCUCAGUCUGCUAGUUAACAGAGCUGCUGCUUAGAAAUGUCACAAGAAUUAUCUGUGAAAAGGCGUGAGGAUGCCGGAUCUCUUCAUCUUUCCUCCUUCUUGAAUGAAUUCACGUUGGUCGUAUUUGCUUUUAACUACAGGCGAAGACAUAAUUCAGUUCAUGAAAUAGCUUCCUGCCCUCUGAGAAGUGCUGUUAUAGAACAAUUUAAUAAGUUGUAUUCUGUUUAGUCGGGAGCUCUCGCGUGUGCUCGGCAUGCUGGAACUGCUCGCGUCUGGUUAAAGGGCACACUUUUAGCACCGGAAAAAGGUCAGAGCAGAAAAGCAUGGACAAAGUUGACAUUCUUGUAAUUAUAGAGUGCCGCUUGCUCUCACAAGUCAACUCAGCAACUGCAGCGAGCGGCGUGCUGCGUUCAGGGUCGUGCUGACGAGUCGCAGCACUUUGUUUGCCUCUAUGUUUUGUUUUAUUUUCUUUUAGUGAUCAUGUUUUUUGGGUUUUUAUGAUGAAUUCUGCUGCUUCUGCUAAGUUGCUACAUCUCAGUGUGGAUGGUUAGUUUGUCAAGCUUUUGACUUUUUUUUUUUUGUUUUGUUUUUUUUUUUCUUCGGUUCAGUUUCGCACCUUUUGCUGCUUUUCAGGCCAGUUCAAGCAGGACUCUUUCUUCCACUGACUCGGGUUAAAUUUUACUUGGCAAAGCGGCUAAAUCUGAUGGCAAAUUAAUGGGACUUCAUUCAUGAGACUGAGCUAAAAAAAAAAAAAAAAGCCUAAAGCAAGAAAAUGUGACUGAGCUGAUGGAGACGAGAGAGACGGAGGCAGCAGCGUCGGAUGGGCGAUGUGCUGCUGAGCUACACGUCCGCAGCUUUCGCAGCAGGCAGCAGAUCAGCCAGCAUGUUAUAUGAGUUUUUCUUUUUACUUUUUUUCAUUGCAUCUGAUUUCAUUUAACAGAAACUAUCCGACAUCGUUGUAAGUUUAACCUCCUGUCUGAUGAUUGUAGAUUUUUAAACUCUUAAAUGAAUGUAUAAAGAUUUAAACCCCAGCUAAUGGUGAUACAGUAAACUGGAAGCACUGGAUGCCACGGGGGUGGUCUGAGUGAGACCUGAUCUGAUCUGAGGAUUUAUAAACGCUGCUUGACCCAGAUCCUCCAGCAGCAGCCCCUUGCUGGUCUCCUACCCAGUCUCAAAGCAGCCAAAGCGAUUAAGAAAAUGUAGAAAUAUUGCAGUUUCAACACAUAUCCAGGACAUUUCACCUCUGCUCCACCCACACUGGCGUUUUCAUUUAUUCUUUGCUGAUUAAACGCCUUUUCAGCGCAGCGUGGGCGUGCUCAGACUGUGAUGGAGUGUCCUGUUGCACCUGUUAGGCGGGACAGACGUGGACCCUGAAUAGUAGGGCUGUUCAGUUUGACCUGAAAUCAAAAUCCUGACAUUGUCAAAUUUAUCUUGUUAAUAGUAAACGUGAUAAUGUCUCAUGCAUCAUCAGUUCACGCUGCUUUCUUCCUUGUGUUGCACAAUUAUUUACCAUAAAACAGGUUUGUAACUCUGAGUCUCUGGCCUUGACUGUUUGCUAUUAAGCUUAACCAACCUGAGAGAAGUCCCAUCAGCCUAAAACAUGAUUCCACUUAUUUUUCCAGAGCAGGCUGACCUCAUCUCAGGUGCCAAAAUCAGUCGCGAUUCUUCCAUUUACUGGCACGUUACUGUGUUUGUUGGCUGCAGGGAAAAAUAGGAAGUUAUUUAUGAAAACUGCAGCACUUCUGGUACAGAUGAAAUCCUCCCUGUAUGGAAGCAGCAUGCGCCUGUCAGGUCAGCUGAGCUUUGUUAACUGUUAAAUUAAAAGUGCACAUUGCUUUAAAGAAACAUAACGUAGACACGGCACACCAUGUUUUCAAGAGGGAUUGGUUUUGAAUAUUACAUGGAGGAAUGGCAGAGCGACUGCAGGCGGUUUGUCAAAGAGAUGAGCUCCACGAUUCCAUUAUGUGUUGUGACAACUCUGCCAGUGUGGAGGGAGGUGGUGGAGGAUGCUCUGAGGCUGGAUUUGUGAGGGUAUCCCAAAAAAUGAAAAGGGUAUUAUGACCAAUUUUCUGUAAAACUGCUCCUUAAUUAUAAAUUUUUAGCUACCUUGUGUGUCCCAAUCUCAAUAACGGUAACCAGAACACCACAGAUGAGACAAAUCAAGACUUAAGAGCACAAUACAAACCCUGGGCACACUAAGGUUUAAUGUUUGGACCUUCUCCCUCCAGUCUAAUGCAUGGAAGCCCAGGCCUUUAGGUGAACAUGAACUUUACUGGCUGUACAGUUCUGAUGUUAGAGGAUUCCUAGGUCUUAAAGUUCAGAUUUUCCAGAUGAUUACCUCUCGCCACCAUUUGGGGCUGCCUGAGUGUGAACUGGCUCUGGGCUGCUCAAAAAUACCCAAGAGUGUUUGUGUGGAAGUUUGCAAAGGGAAACAUGCAGGAAGUGCGUUUUCCUUUGGAUUAGAAAAGACUGGCAGCUUCCUCUGAUGUUUCUCGUCCCGCUUUCUAAGCCUCACACUUCUCCUGGGUAACACUUUACAUUGGCCUUAUUUAAGCUCAAUAAUCUCUGCAUUAAUUUAUAGAAAUGUACAGCUUAUACAUGUUUCUAAAUGGCGAUUAGUUACUGGAAAGUCCUGAUUUCUCAGUACAAGUAGAUUUUUUUUUUUUUGUCCAACACUGGCAGCAUUAAUGUUUAUUUAAGAAGCUUCAGUUCCGAAGUUUAAGCAUCAGAAUAAGGUCACUGUGAAAUCAGGCUUUACUCUUCUGUCUCCCUGUAUAGCGGCAUUAUAUAUAUAUAUAUUUAUAUAUAUAUAUAUAUUGAGGAAAUAGGUUGUUCAUAUGUAUAAUUUAGCAGUUGCUGUUUUUUGUAAAUAAUGAGACAGUAUUGUGAAUGACUUUUGAAUGGUUUUAAAAAAUCAUUUAUGGUAAACUUCUCUGGGCUUUUAAAUAUGUGACUACAGCAAAUAGCAUAUUUUGUAUGUAAGACAAACAAGCAUUAAUAGAAGCUGAUGAAAACUACAUGUAAAACUUGAGGAUAGUGGCUUACUGACCUUGUAAUUACUGAUGUACAUAAAAGAAUGACUGAACAAUUUGUCUAUUAUUAAAUGUGAAAAUCCAA